CUUGAGAGCCUGGCUUAGCCUAGCUGUGUGAAACAGGCAAGAAUAUCAAGGCUACAUGCUAACUGGCUAGCCAGAUUGAUCAUAAAAAGUAGGAUAGACAAAUAUAACAAAAUAUUGCAGACCGUAGUCAAAUUUUGACGUCGAUGUUAUAAGCUCUGUAUUAGUCAUUUAGAAAAAAAAUGUCAACUCCAGCAAGACGACGUUUAAUGAGAGAUUUUAAACGACUUCAAGAGGAUCCUCCAGCAGGAGUAAGUGGAGCCCCGUCAGAAAAUAAUAUCAUGGUCUGGAAUGCAGUCAUUUUUGGGCCAGAAGGGACACCUUUUGAGGAUGGAACUUUCAAGCUCACAAUAGAAUUUACAGAAGAAUACCCAAACAAACCCCCCACAGUUCGUUUUGUCUCCAAAAUGUUUCAUCCAAAUGUAUAUGCAGACGGUAGUAUAUGUUUGGACAUUCUUCAAAAUCGCUGGAGUCCCACCUAUGAUGUAUCUUCAAUCCUAACCUCUAUACAGUCACUACUGGAUGAACCAAACCCUAACAGUCCAGCUAACAGCCAGGCAGCUCAACUGUACCAGGAGAACAAGCGAGAAUAUGAGAAGCGUGUGUCAGCCAUUGUAGAACAGAGCUGGCGAGACUGUUGACCCCUCUGACUUCACCAAGUAUGAACAGUACCCAGCCUCCAUACAUCAGUCUCGCGCAAGACUAAAAUAAAUACACAUCAUGUUUUGAAUCUUCCUACUCUUACUCGGUAGAAUUGUCUGUUCCUUAGCUGUUUGCAAGGUUAGAGUGCUGUUGUGUUGUGAUCUCCCUCAUGCAGGACCCUCUCCCCCAAAAGGCACAUUUAUACUAAAUUAUAUGUACCAUGUUGUGCCUGGGUUAUUUGCAACAUGUUUUUUUUUUUACCGCCACCCCUUAAAUUGGACAUGUUCUUUUCUGCCAUAUUUUACUUGGAGUUUGCCCCCUUAGGUGCAAGUUGAGUGCUCUUUGAUUGUUAACGAGAGUUGGUUGCAUUGCAGUUUGGUGUAAGGAGUUAUAUUUUGAUCUGGUGUUCUUAUGCCCAAAUUCAGUGAAUUAAGUCUCACAUAAACUUCAUGUUUUAUUUACCCCUUCUCACUGAUUUUUACCUAAGCUAAAUUAUGUGUUUUGUUUAAAGAAACUAAAUUUAGUUCAGGCAGACAGGUCAGUGCCUGAUCUAAGUUUUAUUUGACAUCCCUAGUACAAUUACGACUGGUGGUGUAAACAUACAUUUGUAAUGUCAGAAAAGGUAUGGCUGUCUUACAUUGUGAUGUGCAUUCUGAUUAAGAGUAUCCACCAAGAUGGGAGUAUCAAAAAAAAAAAAAUAGUAUCCACCAAGGCAUAUCUUCAACUUCCUGUUAGAAAGGAGCUCUUGUUUUAUCAGUUUGUUUUGGAUUCAGUUUUUAAAGGGGAAACUGUUCUGAAGCACAUAAAUUGUGUCACUAAUCUUGGACUCAGAAUGUAUCGACAAGGCACUGUUGAAGAUGUAUACUCACUGUCAAUACACUGUCCCCUACCCUGUUGCUACCUGGUUUGCAUGGUUUACUUGCGCACCUUUCUGGUUUGAUUUCAAGUGCCGUUUACUUCUCAAUCCCACAAGGAGUUUCUAAUCCAACAGCCUGGGCAUGACGCUCUUGUGUGCUUGUCCUCUAAUGCAGCGUCUGAUUCCAAUCAUCUGGAUGAACAUUUUUUCUAAUGCACAUCAAAUUUCAGAGUGUCAAAUUUGCACUAGUAACCCAUGUAAGAAACUGUACAUUUUCUCACUUCUUGUAAAUAAACAGUAAAAUCAAA
Molecule: messenger RNA, 1803 nt
Organism: Alosa sapidissima (American shad)
Lineage: Eukaryota; Metazoa; Chordata; Actinopteri; Clupeiformes; Clupeidae
Gene: ube2a
Product: ubiquitin-conjugating enzyme E2A (RAD6 homolog)
Exons: 6
Coding region: 180-638 (152 amino acids)
Biological process (GO): protein polyubiquitination; proteasome-mediated ubiquitin-dependent protein catabolic process; DNA repair
Cellular component (GO): HULC complex
Molecular function (GO): ubiquitin conjugating enzyme activity
Source: RefSeq, a predicted model, not a curated record